AAAUCUUGAAUUCUCUAUUUAUAUUUGUAUGUAAACAUGUGCCCAGCUUAGGAUUCAGCCGAUGCAUGCGUACUGUACUAGUGAACUUAAGCAACCUUUUUUGGGCAAAAAGUGUUCAGGAUGAUGUAAAAGACGUAGAUGUGAAUCCUGUAUGCGUAUAUUGUAUAUUACAGACACGAUUUGCGACUGCAAACAGAAGUUCAUUAAUAUGGAUUACGGUGUCGUUAGGUCUGCAAAGCUUACCUUUAAAGGCGACAAUAGAUCGCAUAAGAGUAAAAAGAAGAAAAAGGAAAAACGAAAACGCCCGCAUAGUGACGGAAGUGGUGAGGACAAGCCAAGCUCGUCAGAUGGCAUUAAAGGUUGGAAGAUAGCUCAUGACAUUCUGGAUUUACGUGGUUGCGUGGCUAUUAGAUGGUCCGAUGGACGAUUCGUUGGCGCACGAAAUUCUGGUGCAGUCGAAUUAUGGACAAGUGAAGAUGACCCCGCCCCAGAGCCCGCUCAAAUGUUCACGUUAUUACGUGCCAGCGACAAUCAAUUAGCCAUUAAGACAGGCUAUGGUAAAUUUAUCUCGCCGGAGGGUGUUGAUUGUAAGUUACGCGCGGUUACUGAAGCGGUCGGGCUUCUCGAGCAAUGGCAACCUGUGUUCCAAGACGGGAAAACGGCGCUACUUUCUGGAGCGAAGAAUAAUUUCGUAACAGCUUGCCGCGGCGAGCUGUUUGCGUCUGUUUCCACUGUAAAGGGCGACAACGAAACAUGCGAAUUCCUCUACGAGGCAUCGGGAACUGAAGAUCAAGAGGCUAUCAAAAAGAGUAAGAUCGCUGAUCCUAGAAAGAUCGCCCGAAAAGCCGGACUGAGCAAGGAUCGAAUUCGGGAGCUGGAAGCUAAAGGCGAAAGCCUCUACGAAGCAAUCCUAGACCACCGCGCCAAAGGAAAGAGUGAUAAAUUCUGCAAGUGAGAACUAAGUCAGAAAUGCGAAUUCGACAUUCAAAACGAAAGAGUUGCUUCGCCUACCAAUAAGCGAAGGUGGACGAGUAACACUUAUUGAUCUAAGAGUUCAUUAUUGACGGAAUCGAGAGGUGGAAAACUUCCGCAGAAAUAAGUGAGGCUAUAAGCAGAUGAAUUGGUGACAUAAUACAAGCAAUAUCAAAUGAGCAGGUAUGCAGAGAAACUCUAACAUUUUAAUUUUUUUUUUAUUAAGACCGUAUUACCGUAUUUUGGCUCUAACCGGUUUGACUGCAAGAAGGGGAUGAUUUUAAAAUUUGAAAGUAAAAGGCUAAGCCGAAGGAGUCUAAACAAAAAAAAACCCCUA
This is a messenger RNA of Varroa destructor (honeybee mite), 1309 nucleotides long. It is a transcript of the gene FRG1, whose product is annotated as FSHD region gene 1. Gene Ontology annotation, molecular function: actin filament binding. The record is from RefSeq and is a predicted model, not a curated record. Lineage: Eukaryota; Metazoa; Arthropoda; Arachnida; Mesostigmata; Varroidae. Gene Ontology annotation, cellular component: nucleolus; striated muscle dense body; catalytic step 2 spliceosome.